CCCAAUUGUAUAUUGUUCUUUCUUUGGACAUAAAGGGAAAUAUGCAAGGCUUACGUUCUUAUCGAUUGUCUCUUGUGAGCCGUCGACUUUUUCACUCUUCAACACCUUCACACUUCUUCAACUAUUUGAGAGAUGGUGUCCAAAAGGCAAGACAACAAGAAGUUGAUCGAAAACAGUUUGAGCUUUUAAAAAUACAGUGCAGAUAUAUUUUACAGGACCCACCUCUCAAUCCAAACAACUAUUUGGAACUACUAAAGGAAGCUCGACAACUGUUGAAAUUCAAAGGAUUGCGUGAGAAGUUUGAUGUCGUCAAACAGGACCCUUUUUAUAAAGAAAUUGCUCAGGAUGAGAAGAUAAUUGGAGCUAUGACUGCAGAAGAAAGAUUAGAUCUGUUUCGGGUACAGAGAUUGCAAAUGAGAAGAAUAGCAGAAACUGCAAAAGUGAAUGAUGAGGUGGUUGCUGCUUUCAAAGAAAGAAUUAUUGGUCUUCAGAAACUUCAAAGAAGACUACGCAGACGUCGGAUGAAAGGGUUACCGUGUCCUAAGACUCCGGAAGAGUUGUUUCGGGCAGUUCAAGACGGUGAUACAGAAAUACUUGGAGAAAGAAUUGGUGAAAGAGCACCUCCAAGAAUGUAUUAUAGAGAAGCCGGUGCAUUUGUAACAAAAUAAAAAACCCGCUCAUUGAAGAAAAUUGUUUAAAAAAUG
Molecule: messenger RNA, 704 nt
Organism: Galdieria sulphuraria
Lineage: Eukaryota; Rhodophyta; Bangiophyceae; Galdieriales; Galdieriaceae
Exons: 4
Coding region: 42-668 (208 amino acids)
Source: RefSeq, a predicted model, not a curated record